Molecule: messenger RNA, 942 nt
Organism: Fukomys damarensis (Damara mole-rat)
Lineage: Eukaryota; Metazoa; Chordata; Mammalia; Rodentia; Bathyergidae
Product: olfactory receptor 8K3
Exons: 1
Coding region: 1-942 (313 amino acids)
Biological process (GO): G protein-coupled receptor signaling pathway; sensory perception of smell
Cellular component (GO): membrane
Molecular function (GO): G protein-coupled receptor activity; olfactory receptor activity; odorant binding
Source: RefSeq, a predicted model, not a curated record
AUGGAGGGGCCCAACCUCACCACGGUGACCGAGUUCAUCCUGCUGGGCGUCACAGAUCGCCCUGAACUGCAGGCUCCACUCUUCCUCCUGUUCCUCGUUGUCUACCUGACCUCGCUGCUGGGCAACCUGGGCAUGAUCAUCCUCACCCAGGUGGACCCCGGGCUGCAGACUCCCAUGUACUUUUUCCUCAGACACCUGGCUUUCACCGAUCUUGGCUAUUCCACAGCCGUGGGACCCAAAAUGCUGGCUAAUUUUGUUGUGGAUCAAAAUUCAAUCUCGUAUAAUUGUUGUGCUACACAGCUGGCUUUCUUUCUUUUGUUUGUUGCUUGUGAGCUUUUCAUUUUGUGUGCCAUGUCCUAUGACCGCUAUGUGGCCAUCUGUCACCCUCUCCUCUACACAGCCAUCAUGUCACCGAGGGUGUGUUGGGUACUCGUGGUGAUUCCCUAUCUCUACUGCACAUUCGUGUCUCUCCUGAUCACCACGAAGAUUUUCACUUUGUCCUUCUGUGGAUACAAUGUCAUCAGUCAUUUCUACUGUGACAGUCUCCCCUUGUUAUCUUUGGUUUGCUCAGACACACAUGCAGUUGAAGUGAUGAUGCUAAUCUUAGCUGCUUUUAACUUGAUUUCCUCUCUCCUGGUGGUCCUGGUGUCCUACCUGCUCAUCUUUGUGGCCAUCCUCAGGAUGAAGUCUGCAGAGGGCAAGCGCAAGGCCUUCUCUACCUGCGGGUCUCACCUCACCAUGGUCACCGUGUUCUAUGGGACAUUGAUAUUUAUGUAUGUGAAGCCCAAGUCCAGUCACUCCUUUGACACUGACAAAGUGGCUUCUAUAUUUUACACCAUGGUCAUCCCCAUGUUGAAUCCUUUGAUUUAUUGCUUGAGGAACAAAGAUGUAAAAUGUGCUGUGCAGAAAACUCAGAAAAAAGUUUGCAAUAUCUUUGAUUAA